Messenger RNA from Grosmannia clavigera kw1407, 861 nucleotides. RefSeq names its product fumarylacetoacetate hydrolase family protein. Lineage: Eukaryota; Fungi; Ascomycota; Sordariomycetes; Ophiostomatales; Ophiostomataceae. Gene Ontology annotation, molecular function: catalytic activity. The record is from RefSeq and is a predicted model, not a curated record. Bases 1 to 861 code for a protein of 286 amino acids. The transcript has 2 exons.
AUGAAGGUCGCCUGGGAACGGCUUAUCCGGUUCGUCGCCACCGACGGCCGCACGCUCUACGGUGAGCCCAUCAUGCCCAAGGCCGACUUUGACCUGGGCGACACGACCGCCGAGACCGGCCUCACGGCCAAGGUCCUGGAGGGCAGCGACAUCUACGACACCACCGGCAAGACGCGUGUGACUGACGAGGUCGUCACCGUGAAGAAGCUGUUGGGGCCGCUGACUCCGGCCGACGUGCCUACGUUGCUUCGCGAGGCCGGCCGCAAGCAGCCUCCCUUCCCGUCCAUCUUCUUCAAGCCACCUCCGACGGUCGCCGACCACGGCGCCGAUGUGGUCGUUCCGCGCAUCGCCCAAGAUGACCAGGCCGACUACGAGGGCGAGCUGGUCGUCGUGCUGGGCCGUGACGCCAAGGACGUCGCCGAAGCGGAUGCCCUUGACUACAUCGCUGCCUACACGGCCGGCAACGACAUCUCGUCGCGCAAGUGGCAGCGGGAUCCCGCUCGUGCUGGCGGUGUUCCCCAAUGGGGUUUCUCCAAGGGCUUCGACACGUAUGCGCCUCUGGGGCCAGUACUCGUGGCCAGCGGCCUCGUCGGCGACCCGUCCACGCUCCAGCUCAAGACCAUCGUUGACGGCGAGCUCCGCCAGAGCGCUGGCCUCGAUGACCUCGUCUUCUCUGUUCCCCGCCUGAUCGCUCACCUCUCGUCGGGCACCACCCUCCAGAAAGGCAGCAUCAUCAUGACCGGCACCCCCGGCGGCGUCGGCGCCGGUCUCACCCCGCCACGCUACCUCGUGCCCGGCACCAAGAUGGCUAUCAACAUUUCCAAGAUCGGUACCCUCCGGAACGGCGUCGUCUUUGCGUGA